Messenger RNA from Trichoderma harzianum CBS 226.95, 1854 nucleotides. RefSeq lists its product as hypothetical. Lineage: Eukaryota; Fungi; Ascomycota; Sordariomycetes; Hypocreales; Hypocreaceae. Gene Ontology annotation, molecular function: protein binding. Gene Ontology annotation, cellular component: cytoplasm; nucleus. The coding region runs from base 1 to 1854 and encodes 617 amino acids. The transcript has a single exon. The record is from RefSeq and is a predicted model, not a curated record.
AUGGAGGCCAAGGCAGACAUCGGGCUCGAUAAGGUUCCAGUCGAGAUCCUUCUCAAGAUUGCUGGAUGCCUCAAGAGUGAAAAGGAUCUUGGGGCUCUUGUUCGCUCGUCCCGCCGGGCAUACAUAACGCUUAACGGCGUUUUAUACGAACGCAAUGUGUUUGAAGCCCAUCCCAAACAUUCCUGUGUUCUUUGGGCGGCUAGGAACGACUCGUUGAACACGAUAAAGCUGGCUUAUGCCCAUGGCGCAGAUCUGAACCUCUACGAUCCGCGAUCUGAGCUGAGAAUCACGAUUGUGUGGUCCAAAAGAAAGAAAGUGGAUGCUAGAAAGAUAUUCUCGCCGCUCCACGUGUCAGUGAUGAAGGGCUAUCACCACAUCACACAGUAUCUCCUUGAUCAUGGCGCCUCCGUCGACAUUCCGUCAGUCGGCCUCUGCAGCUGCCAUGCCAUGAACUUCAGACCACUGUUCCCCGCAUGGUAUCCGCUUCACACAGCUCUGGUCCAUGCAAAAGAGGGCGAAAUAUCAUCAGAGAUGUUGAUACGGCACGGCGCGCGCAAGGUGGCCGCAGAAUGUCCUGGCCUCAGCUUCCAAACAAUCAGCUACCAGCCGAGCCUGGCCAGGCUUGUGGCCGAUCUGGGAGGUCUUAGAGAGGGCAAUGUAGACGCCUUGGGCUAUGCGCCACUUCAUCUUGCUUCACUGGAUGGAAUGGACGAUGUGGUUGAAAUGAUCCUCGAGAACCCCGAAGCAAACAUUCAUGUAAGAACCCUCGAAGAAAACAGUACUGUUUUGCAUUGCGCCGUCAGACAGCGAAACCUCAACACGACAAAGCGGCUUCUAGCAAUGCCAGGCAUAGAGGUUGAGACUACGGAUGCUCAUAACAGGAACGUCGUUUACGCCGCAGCAAGGGGUUACAACGAUGGGACUGUUGCGUCUAUCAUUUCCCUCCUCGUCGAGCGCGGUGCCAACAUCAACCUACCUGAUGAGGCUGGGGUGACUCCUCUCUAUGCCGCGGCUUCCAGGAUAUUGAUUUAUGACUAUCCCAAUUUCAAGGCCGUUGAAGCGCUGCUCACUCACGGCGCCGACCCCUUUUUGUAUCAAAAGAACGAGCACGGCUGGACCAUCUUCCACCAACUGCUUCGGCAGGCUCCUAAUUUCGGGGAGGUGGUGAAUCCACGACGGGCUGCGCUGAAAAGACUCAUUGAGCUGGGGCUUGAAUUUGACACUUGCUCCUGUACCACUCAAGAUGAAUACGGCCUCGACUUUGACAGCGACGCCACGCCGCUGUUCUUUGCUGCCGCACAAGCUCAAGACCCGGAGUGCACCGAGAUCUUGCUCAAGGCUGGUGCUAGGCCAAAUACGCCGGUGCUGAAUCGAGAGAAUCCCGAACACAUGCAAACUCAGAGCUUUUUGGCCGGUGUAUUUCGCCAUCUGUGGUGGGAAACGGAGAGUCGCGGGUUUGCUCCUCCCUUAAGUCAAGCUGGCGAGAUCGUAGCAUUACUUCUCAAGUACGGCGCCAGUUUGGAGGACGUCGAUGGCGUAGAGUCUGCCCUGGAGUUUGUGUGCCGGUGUCCAGAGGAGAGAAUGGAUUACUCCCAUCUGGACUUUGUGCUGGAGCACGCCACCCGCGAAAAUGUGUCUCCUGAGCACGUCGAGGGGGUUAUUAAUGGCAAUAGGCUUGAAUCUAGUAUCACGAAGGGUGCGAUUGCCGACCAUCACCGCAUCGUGGCUCACAAGCUGAUAAAGUUUGGGGAGCGAUUAUUUCCGGGAGAGAUUUCGACUGAGGAAAUUGUGGAUGAUGCGAUGGACGUCGAUGCCGAUGCCGAAAGUGAUGGUGAUGAUACACGUACUGAAUAA